AUGUUUGGACCACUACGAUCGACGACGAUCGACAUAGUAGUGGUGAUCUUCUUCUCGCUGAUCCUCGGCGGGAGAGGGGUCGUCUUUGCCGAUGGAAGCAGCGGUGGCGCCGCUGCCAGGAACGGAUACGCAGGCGGAGGAUUUUGGUGGUCGGGUGGUGAUCCUCCUUCCAAUGUUGGUUUAGCUGUCGCUGUCACCGUCGUGGCCGGUCUCGCCGUGGCUUUCGCCGUCGUCUACUCCCGUAGAGGACGCAUUGGAUCGCCUUGGUCACUGAGGAGAAGAAAGCAUCCUCUUCAGCCUAAACAGUGGAAUGCCUUUUUCACAGAUGAAGGGCAACUCAGUGAUGGAGGUGUCCAAUUUCUCAAGAAACUUCGCAGUGGGGGUGUGGAUCCAAGCAUCAGACCAGAAGUUUGGCUGUUCCUCCUUGGAGUGUAUGACUUAAACAGCACCGAAGAAGAAAGAGAUUCUAUUCGACAGCAAAAACAGAAGGAAUAUGAAAACCUGCGGAGACAGUGCCGAGAGAUUCAUAAGCGCAAUGAAAAUGGCAGUGACUCAAAGCAGACAGCUCAGAGCAGCAUCGCCGAAGACAGUCAGGUUCUUGAUUCCCAUGAUAUUGAACAAGUCAAUAGUUCCACGAGAUCCAUCCAAGUAGAAGACGCAGAGAAGUUGAAUUCCGAAUCGAUUCUUCAGGAUGGGGGCUGUGAAAAGAGUGGCGUCACCUCCGAAGACUCAGACUCAACCAACUCGGAAGAAACCGAGACUUCACCCCUUCUAGAGAAGGAAGAAGGAGAAAGCCAUGAAACCACGGUUAACUUAGACGCAACCAACUCUGAAGAAACUAAGACUUUUCCCAAAGAAGAAGCAGAAAGACACGGUGGUGUCAACCAAGAAAAAGACACUCCGUCGCCAUCAUCAAAGGCAAAAUCUAAGGCAGAAGAGGAAUUCACCACAAUUUGGCAGAGAAUCAUCCGCCUGGAUGCAGUGAGAGCCAAUGGUGAAUGGGUGCCCUACUCACCAUCUCAAGCUGCUGUGUCUGACACAAAAGCCCGGGGAAUAGCCAUACAGGUUGGUCUUAGUGACUACGAGGACUUGGAGCCCUGCCGGAUCUUCCAUGCAGCUCGCCUGGUCGGGAUCCUUGAAGCCUACGCAAUCUAUGACCCAGAAAUAGGUUACUGCCAAGGAAUGAGCGACUUACUUACUCCUUUAAUCGCAGUAAUUGAAGACGACGCGUUUGCAUUCUGGUGCUUUGUCGGAUUCAUGAGCAAAGCAAGACAUAACUUCAGGCUAGACGAGGUUGGAAUCAGGAGACAACUCUCAAUGGUAUCGAAAAUCAUAAAAUACAAAGACAUACGCUUGUACAAGCACUUGGAGAACUUACAAGCAGAAGACUGCUUCUUUGUAUACCGUAUGGUGGUGGUUAUGUUCAGACGAGAACUAACAUUUGAGCAGACGCUUUGCCUCUGGGAAGUAAUGUGGGCGGAUCAAGCAGCCAUAAGAACUGGAAUUGCAAAGGCGACUUGGGGAAGAAUACGGUUACGGGCACCACCGACGGAAGAUUUGUUGCUAUAUGCGAUAGCGGCAAGCGUGUUGCAGAGGAGGAAGACGAUCAUAGAGAAGUACAGUGGGAUGGAUGAGAUAAUGAAGGAAUGUAAUAGCAUGGCUGGUCGUCUUGAUGUUUGGAAACUUCUUGACGAUGCUCAUGACUUGGUUGUCAAUCUUCACGACAAGAUCUGA
Eruca vesicaria subsp. sativa (arugula) is the source of this 1734-nucleotide messenger RNA. The record is from the annotation of a GenBank genome assembly. NCBI's taxonomy places the organism in Eukaryota, Viridiplantae, Streptophyta, Magnoliopsida, Brassicales, Brassicaceae.